Malassezia japonica is the source of this 1674-nucleotide messenger RNA. RefSeq lists its product as uncharacterized. NCBI's taxonomy places the organism in Eukaryota, Fungi, Basidiomycota, Malasseziomycetes, Malasseziales, Malasseziaceae. The record is from RefSeq and is a predicted model, not a curated record. The coding region runs from base 1 to 1674 and encodes 557 amino acids. The transcript has a single exon.
AUGCGCCCCUCACUUGUGUUUCUUACAGCCUUGGGGGUGGCUACGAGCGGCACAGCGCUGGCCGCGGAUCCCCACCCCACAAACCCCGCAGAGGUGCAGCAGUUUGACGCGGUCAGAGCGCGGGGUAUGUACAAUGCUUCGACGCCGACUGUGAAGCGCAAACACGCGCGUCACCGCCGUCAGGGCACGUCGAUCGCUGCGCAUGCCGACAUUGCGUCAUGGCUCAUUGGCAACGAGUUUACUUCGCUGCCGAUCAACCGCCCUGCGCCGGGCGAUUCGACCAUGGGUCGCGAGACGCAGACCGCUGGCUCUGGCCGCUCGCGCUCGCAGAACUCGGGCUCCACUGGGAGUUCUCGCAGUGGGAACGGGAACAAUGGGAACAACGGGAGUUCUGGCAACGGAAACGGUAACAGUGGAAGUAACAGUGGAAACAGCAACAACGGAAACAGUGGCAACAGUGGCAGCAACGGCAGCAACGGCAACAACGGCAACAGCGGCAACAGCGGCAGCAGAAACAGCGGAAGCAGCGGGAGCCGCGGCAACGGCGGCAACGCGAGCAGCUCAAGCAGCAGCCGGGACUCGGGCGGCAACGCAUCGACCCGCUCAUCGGCAGCCGCAGGCGCCGGCGCCGCAUCCUCGACCCGCUCGCGUACACGCGACCAGUCGAGCUCGUCCCCCACCUCGAGCUCCCAAAAAACCAGCACAGAAGUCGCAACGCGAACCAGUACCAACUCCAACUCGCCCUCGAGCGACGCCGUGGUCAACUCGCAGGUGACCGUGACGGGUACGCCGACGCCGAAUCCCAACAACCACCCCCAGCCCCAGAAGAACUGGACGCCGGUGAUUGCGGGCGUGAGUGUCGCGGGCGGUGUGGUGCUUCUUGCGAUCAUUGGCAUUGUAAUUGCCAAGCUGUUUGGCCGCCGCAUCAUGCGCUGGUUCCGUCAGGACGAGAUCAAGUGGCCUGAGCUGCAGCAAGACACGGCCGCGGCCGGCGCCCCCCUUCCUGCGCGCCAGACGGGCGGCGCGGGCUUUGACAUGGGCGACGAGUCGGACGACGACCACCGCGAGAUGCCGAUGCAGGAGGCGGGUGUCAAGCCGGUCAACUCGUUCAACACCGGCUCGAUGUACAACACCAAUGCGACGUACGGCUCGAUGCAGCCGUCUGCUGCGCCCACGGCCGACAACUAUCUUGGCGGUGUUGGCGCCGUCGGCCAGCCCUUCCCUGCGACGCAUGGCGAGGGCCUUGCGCCCCCCACGGUCCAGAACGAAGGGCUGGUAUCGGGCGCGCCUGUGUCGCACUCGGUUCAGCCCGGUGAGACGAUGUCACACUCUCUUCAGCCCGGCGCGGCUGCCCUUCCUUCGUCGCUCAUUGCUGCGCCCGAGUACUCGAGUGCGUCCGAGUACGCCGGUGCGCCGGUUGCCCACGACGGCUCGUACGGCAGUGUGCCGGUCGCCCACGACGGCGCAUACUCCGGCGCGCCCCUCGCCCACGAUGGCUCGUACGCCGCGGCGCACGAGAGCUACGCAGACGCCCCUACCGGCCAAGCGUACUCCACGCCGACCUACUCGCGCGAGCUAUACAACGGCGCCAGCAACUCGCCGUAUGACACCGAGGCGUACGACGCCGAGGCGUACGUCGCACAGCCCUACAUGCAGCCGCACUAUCGCUCGUAG